GGGAAUGGUUACUAACUUAUAACAUUGGGCGAUCUUUAGAAGUUUAUUCUACAAAAAUGUCAACAAUCUAUCGUAAAACCGUCUGGUUCGUUAAAGGACUGCGAGAAUACACGCUAAACGGCUAUCUCGAAGCUCAAAAAAAGUUCGAGGACCUCAACACUGAGACUUACAAAGACCUCGGUGGAAAAGCGUACAUGGUGACAGGAGCUAAUAGUGGUAUAGGAAAAUGUGUUUCGUUGGAACUUGCUAAACGCGGUGCUACAGUACAUAUGGUUUGUCGCGAUAAAACAAGAGGAGAGCAAGCACAACAAGAGUUGCUGGAGGCCAGCCCGAACAAGGAGGUGCAUCUGCACCUGCUUGACAUGUCCAUGCCAAAGAAAGUUUGGGAAUUUGCACUGGGCUUCGCAGAGUCUGGUAAAAGCCUGAAUGGUUUGGUUAACAAUGCUGGUUGCAUGGUGAACGAAAGAACAAUCACCGAAGAAGGGUUGGAAAAGAAUUUUGCAACCAAUGCCUUAGGGACUUAUAUUUUGACAACUGGGUUGAUCAGUGUUUUAGAGAAAAGUAAAGAACCUAGGAUCAUCACGGUAUCAUCAGGUGGAAUGCUUACGGUCAAGCUUGACGUUGACGACUUACAAUUUGAGAGGAUGAAUCCAUUUGAAGGGGUGAUGGCAUAUGCCCAGAAUAAGCGUCAACAGGUUAUAAUGACGGAAAAGUGGGCAGAAAUGUACAAGGCUACCGGCAUUCACUUUUCAUCCAUGCAUCCAGGAUGGGCAGACACUCCUGCUGUUAAGUCAUCCAUGCCAGAUUUUCACAGAAAAAUGCAAGGAAAGUUAAGAACUGCUGAGCAAGGAGCUGAUACAGUUGUCUGGCUAUGCAUUUCCAACGAAGCAAUCAAAACUCCCAGUGGAGCGUUCUUCCAGGAUCGUGAAGCAGUUUCAAAACAUCUUCCUCUUGCAUGGACCAAGUCCUCAGCUGCCGAUGAGGAAACAUUGAUGACAAAGUUGAAAGAAAUAGCUGAACAAUUUCGAGUAGAAAAUGCAACAAAUGACUCUUGAAUUACCAAAGCAUAGUUCAAAGAAGACAGAGAACAUACUAGAUUAUACAAGGGAUCAUAAUAUAUUGUGAAAAUAUGUAUCCUUACUUGUGAAGUGAAACUAAGUAAAACAAGAGGUUUAAAGGGUCUUAAUUUCGAGUGGAAUUAUACGCA
Molecule: messenger RNA, 1207 nt
Organism: Dendronephthya gigantea
Lineage: Eukaryota; Metazoa; Cnidaria; Anthozoa; Malacalcyonacea; Nephtheidae
Product: dehydrogenase/reductase SDR family member 12-like
Exons: 3
Coding region: 57-1055 (332 amino acids)
Source: RefSeq, a predicted model, not a curated record